AUGGUACGUGGAACCUUUCCAGUAAUGGCCGUCAUUUUGGUCUGUGGCCUAGUCCAUUCGGCAAUGGCAGGUGUUGCCGUCACUCAGUCGUCAAGAAGACCCACUAAAACAAAGCCAACAACAACCACAAGUCGUUCUGUUGACAAAACUACUCAAAAAUAUUAUCACCCGGCUGAGGUAAAAGAACCCCGCGUAAUUGAACAAAUGGAUCAACGUUAUUUGGAUGGAAAUUAUGAAUACAAGUAUGUACUUAGCAAUGGUGUAUCUCGUCACGAAAAAUCCUUUUGGGUUCCAGUGGGUAAAUCAAAAGUUAUGGGUCGCAAGGGUUACUACUCUCACCCUCUAAGUAAUGGAAAAUAUCUGACAGUAUUUUAUUCAUCAGAUGACAAGGGAUAUCAUCAAGAUUCAUCUACCUAUUCGGAUAGGGCCCCUGUGCUGCCACGUAGUUUAAAUGUACCGCAUUACGAUUUACCCAUAGAGACCACAACCGUUCCUGUUGCCGUCGUCACCAAACAGAAACAAAAAACCAAGCGACCCACACGUAAACCACAGGCUUUCUAACAUCA
Messenger RNA from Musca vetustissima, 566 nucleotides. RefSeq lists its product as uncharacterized. The record is from RefSeq and is a predicted model, not a curated record. Bases 1 to 561 code for a protein of 186 amino acids. NCBI's taxonomy places the organism in Eukaryota, Metazoa, Arthropoda, Insecta, Diptera, Muscidae. The transcript is spliced from 3 exons.